This is a messenger RNA of Diabrotica virgifera virgifera (western corn rootworm), 2208 nucleotides long. Its product is annotated as maltase A1. The record is from RefSeq and is a predicted model, not a curated record. The coding region runs from base 313 to 2019 and encodes 568 amino acids. Gene Ontology annotation, biological process: carbohydrate metabolic process. Lineage: Eukaryota; Metazoa; Arthropoda; Insecta; Coleoptera; Chrysomelidae. The transcript has 7 exons.
AACCAAUGAUGAAUAUUCAGUACUGACCUGCUGUAUAAUAAAAAACCGCAUAUUAUACAACACUGGAGAUAUAAUAUACAACAAUAGGAUAAUUGGCAAAACAAUUGGUGGAACUGUAAUGGUUUAGAAAACGAUUCGCUUGAUAAUGCUGUAAGUGACCUGACAAUAUCAAAUCCUUAACAACUUAUCAGACCAUUUUAAUCAUUACCAUAAAAUAAAUCAGAAGAUAAACGAUUUGAAUAAUUCAUGACAGAGAUAUAAAAGAGAUCUAAAACGUUUGGAAAAUUUACAAUUGUGUUAGACUGUGACAUAAUGUUCAAGUGUAUCUCAUAUCUGUCCGCUAUAUUAGUGGUAGCUGUCGUAUGUUCGGAAAACGAUAAAAAUUGGUGGAAAACGGCCACUUUUUACCAAAUUUACCCGAAAUCAUUUAAAGACACUAAUGGUGAUGGAGUAGGAGAUUUAAAAGGUAUUAUUGAGAAAUUAGACUACGUAAAAGAUCUUGGAGUAACGGGAGUAUGGCUUUCACCCAUAUACAAAUCACCAUUGGUGGACGAAGGAUACGACAUCAGUGAUUUUAGAGACAUUAAUCCGAUAUUUGGAGACUUGGAGACUUUCGUUAAACUUAUAAAUGAAACACAUUCACGUGGACUAAAAAUCGUGCUGGAUUAUGUACCAAAUCAUACCAGCGAUCAGCACCCAUGGUUUACGAAAUCAGAAAAUAGAGAAGAAGGAUAUGAAGACUUUUUUGUUUGGGUCGAUGGGAAAAAUGGAGAUAAGAAUGAACCUCCAAAUAAUUGGCGCAGUGUCUUUAAAAAUUCAGCGUGGGAAUGGAGCGAUAAACGAAAGCAAUUUUACCUACACCAGUUCUUCAAGCAACAGCCAGAUCUUAACUUUUUUAAUGAUCAAGUCCAGAAAGAAAUGAAGGAUAUUAUCAACUACUGGUUGGAAGAAUACGGUAUAGAUGGGAUCAGAAUAGAUUCUAUGCCUUACUUGGUUGAAAACCAAACUUGGCCAGAUGAACCUAGAUCAUAUGAUCCAAGCGCAUCCGAAGAUGAAUAUGAAUAUUUGGAUCACAUCUAUUCACGAAGUCAAAAGGAAAGCUAUGACAUAAUCUACGACUGGAGAAGACACAUUGAUGGUAUAUCUAAAAAUACGUCGAACACCAAAGUAUGCAUGACAGAAGCUGUGGUUGACCUGAAGCACAUAAUACCAUAUUACGGAACACCUGAUGGUUCAAAACUAGGUGCUCAUUUCUCGUUUAAUUUCAUCUUGCUUGUGUUGAACACUACUUCCACAGCAAGUGACCUUUCUACCUUAAUAAACUUAUGGAUGGAUAGUCUCCCUAAAAUAUACACAUCUAAUUGGGUGCUAGGAAAUCACGAUCAACACAGGAUAGCAACAAAAGUCGGUACAGAAAAAGUGGAUGGUCUAAAUAUGUUGAUGGCUUUCCUCCCUGGCAUUCAAAUCACGUACAACGGAGAAGAAAUUGGAAUGGAAAACGGAGAAGUAAACUGCGAAACACAAGGUCUAGAUCACGCUGAAAAUUGCUCAGAUUAUUACAGGAUCUCCAGAGAUUUCCAAAGGACACCAUUCCAAUGGGACAGCAGUGAGUUUGCAGGAUUUACCAGUGGAAAUAAAACAUGGUUGCCUGUCAGUUCGAAAAAGACUAAAUGCAAUGUGGCUGAUCAAAUUAAUGACGAAAGAAGCCAUUUGAAUAUAUAUAAAAAACUCCAAAGGCUGCGACCUCAAUGGCGUCAAAGUGAAUACGAAAUAAAAACUUUGGACAAUUCAAAGAAUGUACUUCAAGCACUUCGGUAUAACAAAGGGGGAACUAAUGAAGUACAAUUUGUAUUUAACUAUGGAUCUGAACCAGUUAAAAGUAUUGAUCUUAAUAGAGAAAAAUCUUACGAAGUAGUUAUAAGCAGUGGUAAUUCACCAAAGAAUGAUGGAGAUGUUGUUGAUGGAAAAUCCUUAACUUUAAAUGGAAAUGAAGCAUUGAUAUUAAAACCAAAACCGUGAACUAGAAAUUAUUAAGCACACUACAUAUUUUAUUUAUUUAUAUAUUUUUUUUAAAUAGUUUUAAAAAUUAAAAAAAAAACAUGCAAAAAUAACAAUAUUAGGCCAAAUUGAUGUUAUUAAAUAUAAUGUAAUAUAUUAUAUAUUAGUUAGAUUAUUACGUAUAUAAAUACAAUGUUUUUAUUGGCUAAA